This is a messenger RNA of Eutrema salsugineum, 977 nucleotides long. Its product is annotated as photosystem II D1 precursor processing protein PSB27-H2, chloroplastic. Gene Ontology annotation, biological process: photosystem II assembly; photosystem II repair. Gene Ontology annotation, cellular component: photosystem II; chloroplast thylakoid lumen. Lineage: Eukaryota; Viridiplantae; Streptophyta; Magnoliopsida; Brassicales; Brassicaceae. The record is from RefSeq and is a predicted model, not a curated record. The coding region runs from base 188 to 772 and encodes 194 amino acids. The transcript is spliced from 3 exons.
GCAACACGAACCAUCCAAUUUCAUCUCUCUCUCCCACACUCUCUCCUCCUUGACACAACGACUUCCUGCCUCCGGUGUAUCCCUCGCCGUCAAGGUGACGAUAUCUUCGACGAAAGUCAAGGAACAACUCUUCUGCGAUAAAGCAUACGAAUCUUCUUGUUCUUAUCAUCAGUCCUGAAGAAGAUUCAUGGGUUUCCUUGUAGCCGCCAUGAAUCUUUCUCCUACCUUGAUGCAUCAUCAGCUAGUGAAAUCGAAGCAUGGAUGUAAAAGUGAAAAGCUUCAAGAGAGACCAACUCUGUUUGCUCGUCGUGGAUUCUUGAGCUGUGUUGGUGCUUCGUUUCUGGCCACACUUGAGUUAUCGGGAUUACAAGCUCAGGCAGAGGAAAAGGAUGAAGGAGAAGGAGUUGUUGGGGCCUUCAAGUCUUUGUUUGAUCCUAACGAGAGAACAAAAUCUGGCAAAGAGCUACCAAAAGCUUACUUGAAAUCUGCAAGAGAGGUAGUGAAAACGAUGAGGGAGUCAUUGAAAGAAAACCCAAAAGACAAUGCAAAGUUUAGGAGAAGUGCUGAUGCUGCCAAGGAAUCGAUUCGUGAUUAUUUGAGCAAUUGGAGAGGACAGAAGAGCGUAGCUGGAGAAGAAUCUUACGCGGAGCUGGAGAAAGUAAUCAGGGCUUUGGCCACAUUUUACUCAAAGGCAGGUCCUUCUGCACCUCUUCCUGAUGAGGUUAAGGCUGAGAUCUUGGAUGAUCUUAAUAGGGCUCAAGAGUUUUUGUGACAGCAUUCGAAUGUGGAACUUGUUUCAAUUUUUAGCCUCCAAGUUCGAUAUCCGACUGUCUCUGGCAACAUAUUUUGAUCCUGCAGUGUAAACAUUUUUGUAUGUAUUCUCAAUGAUGUAUGUUUGAAAGCAACAGCUGAUAUGAAAGAACUCUGAUAUGCUGAAACUGAAAUGGCAAAAAUGACUAUUGGCACUUUUUUUUAUA